AUGAAUAAGAUAGCUUUCUGGUUCAUCAUAGUUUCCUUAAUUGUGGCCGUUGCCGCCUUUUCAGUCUAUGAAGAAGAAUUUAACAACAAAGACAUUGAUGCUGAUUUUGAAGAAGGAACAGGAGAAACGGAAAGAAAAGGAAAAAUAUUAUUCCCCUUCGUAAGUAUUGUUCGCUUUGCAAACACUGACUGUGCGAGCACUAACACUAUGAAUGGCACUUGUUUGGCGCGAAGAGAGUGCAAUAACCUAAACGGGACUAUCACAGGCGUAUGCGCUUCUAGAAGAGGAAGAUGCUGUAUUGUUUCUAGAACUUGUGGAACCACAACCAAUGUCAACAAUACAUAUUUUAAUAGCCCUGGGUAUCCAGGGGCGUUCUCUGGCGGUCAGACAUGUACACUAAUUGUUAAUCGCUGUAACUCAAAUAUUUGUCAGCUUCGCAUAGACUUUUUAGAUAUGGUGCUCGCCCAACCUGACGGCGAUGGAGUGUGUUCCACUGACUCCAUCACCAUAACCGGAGGAAACACCAUAGUGCCUACUAUAUGCGGCGACAACACAGGUCAAACCAUAUUCGUGGACUUCAAUGGAAACGCCGCAAUUACCAUUACUGUUACGGCUUCGUUAGCGACAACAUUUUCGAGGAGAUGGAGCUUAAAGCUUAUACAGCUCGGAUGUGACUGUCCGGGCAUAGCUCCAAAUGGUUGCCUGCAGUAUUACACUGGAACAUCGGGCACAAUCAAUAGCUUUAACUACGGGUCGACAGCAAACACGGCCCUUAGUUCAUCUCUCGUCACUGGCACGCGGCAAAUAGUUAACUUGGACUAUGGUAUAUGCAUCCGAAUGGAGGCAGGAUACUGUGGAAUACAAUAUUCUCAGACAUCCAACGAUGUAUAUUCGUUCACGGUUUCCGGCGACGUGGAGGGUGCCGACAACACAGUUCUCGGCACGACGGUAGGCGCUGUCAACGGCGCAGCUUGCACCACCGAUUUCGUAGUGAUCCCCAACCCGACAGUUGUGUCGACCGGUGUGUCCGCCGGCACCGACCGUUUCUGCGGCAUCGGAUUCGUUCCAGUAUCGACUGGGGCGAAGCCGUUCGUGCUAUACGUUGUGACAAACGCCAACGAGGGCGCAACCACCACGACACCGCCGGACGUCGCCAACAGAGGCUUCUCAUUAGCAUAUUCCCAAAUUGCCUGU
This is a messenger RNA of Iphiclides podalirius (scarce swallowtail), 1194 nucleotides long. Lineage: Eukaryota; Metazoa; Arthropoda; Insecta; Lepidoptera; Papilionidae. The record is from the annotation of a GenBank genome assembly.